Molecule: messenger RNA, 1653 nt
Organism: Salvelinus namaycush (lake trout)
Lineage: Eukaryota; Metazoa; Chordata; Actinopteri; Salmoniformes; Salmonidae
Product: myotonin-protein kinase-like
Exons: 13
Coding region: 1-1653 (550 amino acids)
Biological process (GO): peptidyl-threonine phosphorylation; actomyosin structure organization
Cellular component (GO): cytoplasm; cytoskeleton
Molecular function (GO): ATP binding; protein serine/threonine kinase activity
Source: RefSeq, a predicted model, not a curated record
AUGUCGGCGGGCCCGGGACCUCGUGACUCAGAUCUACUGCUGUUGGAACUCCAGGCCCCAGGGCCGGUUGGACUGCAGACACUGUUGGACCUGCUAGUGGGAGUGUACCAAGAGUUCCACUCGUCACCCCUUGCCAGGGAGAAGUACGUCUCGAGCUUCCUACAAUGGGCGGAGCCCCUGGUGAGGCAGGUGAAGAAGACACGCAUCAAGAGGGAUGACUUCCACAUCUUGAAGGUGAUUGGUCGAGGGACCUUCAGUGAGGUGGCUGUGGCGAGGAUGCGUAGCACACAGCAAGUGUACGCGCUGAAGAUUAUGAAUAAGUGGGACAUGCUGAAGCGAGGAGAGACAGCUUGUUACCAGGAGGAGAGAGAGGUUCUGCUGAAGGGUGAUCGAAGGUGGAUCACAGAGCUGCACUAUGCCUUCCAGGACGACAAUUACCUGUACCUGGUGAUGGACUACUACGUGGGUGGUGACCUGUUGACCCUGCUCAGUAAGUUUGGCGACCGUAUCCCUGAGGACAUGGCCCAGUUCUACUUGGCUGAGAUGGUCAUGGCGAUCGACUCCAUCCACAGGAUGGGCUAUGUGCACAGGGACAUCAAACCUGACAACAUCAUGCUGACAGCGGAGGGCCACGUCAGGCUGGGGGACUUUGGUUCCUGUCUGAGGGUCCAGGAGGAUGGCAUGGUGCACUCUUCCCUGGCGGUGGGCACACCCGACUACCUGUCCCCAGAGAUCCUGCGUGCGGUGGAGGGAGGGGGAGGCUAUGGCCCUGAGUGUGACUGGUGGGCCUUGGGGGUCUGUGCCUACGAGAUGCUGCAGGGGACCACACCCUUCUACGCAGACUCCAUCUCUGAGACCUACGCCAAGAUCAUGAACUUCCAGGAGCACUUUGAGUUCCCCCCGUCUGGCCCCGAGGUUUCAGAUGAGGCCCGUUCCCUCAUCAUGGGGCUAAUCUGCGAGAGGGAGGAUCGUAUGGGGACCAGGGGUUCUGGGGACUUCAGGGCCCACCCCUUCUUCUGUGGACUAGACUGGGGCUCCCUGCAUGAACUUCCAGCACCCUUCCAACCUGAAGUCUCCAACGCCACUGACACCUCCAACUUUGACGUGUUGGAUGACUGCCUCAGUGAAAUGGAAACACUGAGUGAUGUUAUGGACAAGGCCCCUAUCGGAGUUCACCUGGCUUUCGUUGGCUACUCCUACACAGCUACAAGACAGACAGGUGCCUUGGAUCGCAGUCGUGACAUCAUGAUGGAGAUUGACCACCAGCGACACCUUGGGUUGCCAAGCUUCAAUUUCCAGGAUAAGCUCAGUCAGAUGUGGCAGCUCAGAGAUGUCCUGACCACGCCUGACAACCUGCCUGCCCUGCUUGAGCUCCCCCUAGCCUUGGAGCAGGGUACUGCAGAGUCGGCUCACACCACAACAGAGGAGGAAGAGGAGGAGAACGACCAGAAUUCAGUACUUGAUGAGGAUCUGCACAGAUGCGCUGGCCACAGGAGAGAACUACCUCCUCCUCUUGGGAUCGAGGGGCGACCCAGAUGUGUCACUCCCUACGCUACAGCUGCUCCCUUCCCCCAAACACCCCCUCGGCUAACAGGACAGGAGCACCACAUGGCUGGAGGGAUGAAGGGUGGGGAUGAAACGGGCUUAACGUGA